Messenger RNA from Linum trigynum, 1672 nucleotides. The record is from the annotation of a GenBank genome assembly. NCBI's taxonomy places the organism in Eukaryota, Viridiplantae, Streptophyta, Magnoliopsida, Malpighiales, Linaceae.
CAAGUAGUAAUGUAUAGAGUUGGAAAUUUGGGACCACCCGAUUUAAAACUAAUCGCAUUAUAGCCAAGAAUUGAAAAGGUGCACUUGAUGUUGUACCAUAAAAGUCAGUAGUAGAGUAUUUUAUGCCGAAGCUGUGAUUUAAUCGUGGUUCAAUCAUUUCCAUACCGUUAAAUAUCGUCUACCGGUGUCACUUCGAGUAGGAAGGUUUUUCUGGUCAAACCUUGUUUUCCAAUCGUUGAUGACCGCUGUACCAAGUUCUUGACUAAUCUUUGAUACAAAAAUAGCUGUUUUGCGAUUAAUUUUUAUUUAUAAUUAAAAUAACUUGAUAAAUAACUAGUAAAAGAAAUAUAUUCUAGGGUUUAGCUCAAAGCCUCACCACUAGUCCACUACUCCGGAAUCCCAAACGGCGGCUAGGGCUAGGGUUACGCAAAGCCAUGCGGAAGGAAAUUCCGGCGGACGUGGAGAUCGACAUCUUGCGGAGGCUCCCGAUAGCAAGCUGCACCGUCCGAUUCCGCUGCGUCUGCAAAUCAUGGCGCGCUAUUAUUUCCGACCCCUCCUUCUCCCGACAGAAACUAUCCUUUUCCGCCGCCGCCGACGACGACGACGCGGCGGGCGAAGCUAUUUCCGAUCCUCCUCGGCCGCUAGUUAUGGUCAUCCGCGAAUAUUGGAAUCGGUCAGUUUACUCCCUCCACUCUUGCAAAACAUUCAAACCGCUCCUCGAGUCCGUGGAUCUGCCCUUCUCUUCGGAGAAAAAGUACCGCAUCGCCGGCUGCUGCGGCGGUUUGUUUUGUAUGCACGCGGGGAGCGGAUUCCACCGUACCAUCAAACCCUUUCGACCGGCGACGGAUGUGUUCCUCUGGAAUCCGACAACCUCGGAGACCAAGUUUUGCCCCGCGACCCUCUUCACCCCUCCGUCCGCGAGCGCGUCGGUUCGCGGCGUCGGGUUAGGUUUCGAUCCGGAAUCGAAUGACUACAAAAUCGUCAGGCAAAUCGAGUAUCAGGAAGAGCAAUUCGAUCGGAGUAGUAGUAGUAUUCGAGUUCGCGACGUUCUCUUCGUGGAGUUGUACAGCUUGAGGAACGAUUCGUGGAAGAUAAUCGACGAUAUAGAUUGCUCUCUUCGUCUUCCUCUGCUCCCAUAUUCCCAGCAGCCUCCGUGCUACAAGGGGAAGCUGUAUUGGUGGGGCACCGACGCGUAUCCGCGAGGCGAGGCUACUCGUUUCGUCACGUUCGAUCUGAGCAGGGAAGUUUUCCAGAGAGCGGAGGUGAGGAAUCCGGCUGAUCGGCCGUGGAUUGUCGGUUCGUUGUUCGUGCCGCCGGAAUCGUGGACUGAAGGGUCUUAAACACGAUGGUAUUACAUAUCCAAUAGUUCUAAGUCUUGAUAGUUCCCUCUAUUGGGUAUGAACAAGAAGCUCGUUCAUGAUUUCUUGUAUUAGACGUGGAUAAGUAAUCAUAAGUCUCAAAUUUUAGCAUGCGAAUGUACAUAAUUGGUGGAGAUAUUUCGAAUAAAACCACAAUGGUAGAGGAACAUUAACUUUGUGUGAUCUCACUCGACUCGAGCGAGAAAUUAGAAAAUUGUUCAAAAUGAUCUGUAAAAGGUUUAGAAGGAUAAGAAAAAAUCGAAAGGUUAAUAUGUUUUCGUAAAUAGCAUCCUUAUUAAAAAAAGGAUUAAUGA